Messenger RNA from Branchiostoma floridae (Florida lancelet), 2953 nucleotides. Its product is annotated as nucleolar protein dao-5-like. Bases 38 to 2710 code for a protein of 890 amino acids. Gene Ontology annotation, biological process: DNA repair. The record is from RefSeq and is a predicted model, not a curated record. The transcript has 8 exons. Gene Ontology annotation, molecular function: catalytic activity; DNA binding. NCBI's taxonomy places the organism in Eukaryota, Metazoa, Chordata, Leptocardii, Amphioxiformes, Branchiostomatidae. Gene Ontology annotation, cellular component: nucleus.
UGGCGUAUGAUGAGACAACUUUUCUUCCCGACGGUAAAUGAGUUCCAUUGUGCUCAAUUUAUUGUGUGUAAUCUCAGCACUGAAUUUUCUUUCCAUCGGAAAGGUGUUUUACACCAUCAGAAAAAAGGUACAAAUUAUAAUCCCCCUCAGGACCCUGAUCCCCCUCAGAAAUGUAACCUACUUGGAGCCUGCUAAUGAGGCUAACUGCGGCCUCGUUCUGAAGUUCGAUCCCAUCGUUCCAGAACAAGUAUGGCGGAAGGUGGAAGGUUACCAACAGUCCUGUGACUACCUGAAUAAAACCUUCUGCCAUAACUUAUUAAUCCUUGACAGGCAACACAUAGCAUCAGGAACAACCACUUCACAAGCAAACAUGGCGUCCGAGACCCCCCUCCCCAAGGGAUGGACCAAGAAGGUUGUUCUACGUCAGUCUGGCGCCUCGGCUGGCAAAACCGACACUUACUUUUACAGUCCUGAAGGGAAGAAGUUUCGGUCACGAACAGAGAUCGCAAAGUACUGCAAGGACAAAGGACUGAAGAUAGACACUGAUUCCUUCACGUUUGGUGGGAAGGUGACAUCUUCGGCAAAGAAAGCAGCAAAGGAGACGCCUAGGGGCAGAGGCCGACCGCCAAGAGCAGCUGCAGCAAAGAAAGAAAAGGAACAAAAAGCAUCUGGGAAGUUGGUGGUUAAGAUGCAGUUUUCUACACCGAAGAAAAGGUCCAAGAGUUCUGGCAGCUCUUCCAAGGAGCCAGCUGCAAAGAAGGCAAGGGGGCGCGGGCGGCCACCAAAAGCCAAGCAGGACGUAAAGGUCAAGUUCCCGAUGGGUCCUAAGGCAGCCCAGAGUCCAAAAAAGGGUGCUAAGUCAAAGACCCCAGCAAAGAAGGAAAGAAAGGCACCAGCAGUGAAGAAACCAGCCAAACCUGCGAAAGAGAAGAAGGCGAAACCUGCAGCAAAGAAGGCGGCAAGAGCUCCUCCCAAAACAAAGUCACCAGCAAAAGACCCACCGACUACUGCACCAAAACCACUCAAGAAACGGAAAGCUCCUGAAGAAACAGAGGCAGCUUCCCCAUCCAAGAAAGCGAAGAAGCCAGAGCCUGAGGCGACCGCGGGAUCUCCUGCCAAGCCCCAAACAGGUGAGUCCAGCCAACCUACUGAAGCAGAUGUAGUUGUACUUGCAGAUGAUAUGUCCAAGCAGUCCCCGAAGGUGGCAGAUAAGUCAGAAGAGACUUACGAGCCAGAAAUCAUCUCCAUUUCUGAGGGAGCUUCAGGAGACGACAGAGAGAUGUCCCCUCCGCGGGAGGGCAUGAGUCCGGAGGAGAUGAUGCCCUCGGAGAGUGAAGAAGACGAAGACGGGGGUUUUGUCAUCAUCGAUGUGAAGGAUUGUGAAGAAGAGCCAGAAGUGGUGGCAGAAGUACCAGCUGCAGCUCAACCAUCGGAACCACCCAGGUCCGGAAACAUAGAGACACUUGUGUUCAGACCGCUCAACACUCCAGAAAAGAGCCAGGAGGCACCAACACCACCACAGCAAGCUGCUGGGCCGGCGACUGCUGGUCCGGUUCAACAGGAGAACGCAGCUGUGAUCACACCACCGCCGGAGCCUGCCAGGGAAGCCAGCAACUCUGAGUCUCGCGGUUCAUCCGAGUCGGGAAGCACCACUUAUCUCCCGGAGAUCAUCGAGUGUCAGGCUCCGGCGACCGGUCAGGCACAGACUCUCCUUCCGCCUGCCAACACCGUAGGCCGCCUGCCGCUGUCCAGAACCCAGAGUUGGGGUUCAAACAUCCCAGAGCCGUCCGUCUCGCCGCUUCCGAGGAGCAUCUCGCCUCUCACCGAUAGGUCAGACAACGAGCCGGUCAGCGCGUUCGAGCCUGUAUUCCCGCAGGCCCCAGGAGCGGUCACCACUACCAGAGUGUUGGGAGACCGCAGUGGGAAUAUAUUCGAACGUCUGGCGCCACCUCCCGCUGAUGGAAGUGUCUCUGCCUCCGCCGCAUCUGAAGAAUAUCGCCGAAGCGCUUUCCAGCCCGUUGUUCCGCCGAGCUUGGGGCGGCAGGCGACCAACCACUGCACGAUUCCUCCUCCAACCGGCGGUGGGAGUGCGUUUCAACCGGUGCUUCCCUCGGCUCCUGGGGCGACCACCAAUGGAGAGGGGGCGGGGGCCAGGGGGAGGGAGGUAGCGCCAGUAACAAAUAGCGACAGCAGAGAGCCCGAAGUCAGUCCAUAUUUCAGCGGAGACGCAGGUAACCUUCCCCCGCUCAAGGAGAAGUUUGCCGCCAACAAGUGGACGCCUCCGCGGUCGCCCUUCAACCUCGUACAGGAGCACCUUUUCCAUGACCCCUGGAAACUCUUGGUGGCGACAAUUUUUCUCAACCGGACAACAGUGCUUCAAGGUGAAAAAGCCAUUCCGUUGAUGUGGGAGUUCUUCCGACGCUGGCCGUCCCCGGAAGUGACGCGCGACGCUGACUGGAAACCGAUCUGUGAGCUCCUGCAGCCGCUGGGACUGUACGAGAAACGGGCCAAGACCCUCAUCAGGUUUUCAGAUGAGUUCCUGACCAAAGACUGGGCCUACCCCGAUGAGCUGUAUGGUAUUGGCAAGUACGGCAAUGACUCCUACCGCAUCUUCUGUGUCAAUGAGUGGAGGCAGGUGAUGCCAAGUGACCACAAGCUGAACGACUAUCACAACUGGCUACUGGAGAACCAUAAGGAACUGGGCAUCUAACAGGACUAUCACCAUGUUCUUACAUACUAGCAAGGAGUUUUUAGAUAGAAUUUGGGCAUAGAUGCAAAUAUCAAGGUGCUGGAGGGCGGAAACAAAAGAUACUGUGGAAUCUGGUGGAUCUGAGCAAAAACAGGCAGCGGGGUGAUAGUCCAGUCUUUUGCUCUGUAACCUCCUUGCCUGCAGUGGGCCAAUAUAUUGUCUGAUUUGGUGCAUGGCUAACAUGAAGGAGUUAAAGUGUUUGAG